AUGGCAAGCAAAACACAGAUGGUCGUGUUAAGAGUGCCAAAAGACAAGCUUGCAGCCAUUGCGGGCAUAACGCUGCCGACUUCAACAGCAGAGGCGACCUCAAUCAACGCCGAGAUCCGGGAGCGUAGCUUGCGCAUAGUCGACGACGGUGGCAGAUAUAGCGGCUCUGGCAAAGACGACACCUCUGAGCACGAUCCCACACCUGGCAAACAGCCUAUCUGUGAUGGUGAGUUGGGCCAGACUCCAGCCCUUCGCAUCCGCGGUCGCCGGCGUCACAACGACGACAAUGUCCCCUCGAUAUUGCGCAAACCCACGAAACGCCGCGCUACACAAGGUCAAUCUCUCUUCCACAGGGUUAGUAAACUAGCAUUGCUGACGAUGACCACAGAACGUCGUUGUAGGACCGUGACGCAUGGUCGGCGGAAGCGGAAACGUGUGGCAAGCGACAACGCCUUCUCUGACAAUAAAAGUGACAGCGGAUCUACUCAAAGGACCGAGGGUCUACCAAAGCGUCACCAAGCGGCGGCCAUAGGCUUGGCACCUGCGGGCAGCGUCAAUGCACUUCUUGUAGACAAGCCGGCCGAAAAUGUUGGCCAAACCAUCGCCCCAGCCGACAAGAACGUUGCGAUAAGACAGUGGCUGGUGGUUCUCGCGGAGAACUACAGCGGGCAGGAGUUUGCGGGCAUGCCAAAGAGCAGUGCAAACUCCGUCGUGUCGAAGCUUCCUUCAACCUGCAACGAUCGGCCUAGGAUUCGCCGCAGGGACCCGGCUUCGAUUCGGUCAGAGUCCAUAGAUACCCAGGCAAUGGAUCAGCUCUGGGAUCUUUUGGAGUCAUUCUAUGCAGACUCAGUCGCCCAAGCUGAUGUUGGGAAGUUCCUGUGGAACUCUCGAAUGUUCUUGCAUCAAUUCGAGGCCGCCCUUGCUCGUACCGAAAAGGGCUGGGGAUUGAUACUGAGGGAUCUGGACUGA
Messenger RNA from Cyphellophora attinorum, 969 nucleotides. RefSeq lists its product as uncharacterized. The transcript has a single exon. The record is from RefSeq and is a predicted model, not a curated record. Lineage: Eukaryota; Fungi; Ascomycota; Eurotiomycetes; Chaetothyriales; Cyphellophoraceae. Bases 1 to 969 code for a protein of 322 amino acids.